AUUCUCAGUUUAGCAUGCAAUCAAUACACACCAUACACACUGCCACCUGAUUGAACUUAGCUCAGCACAGUGCGCACCACAAGUACUUAGCUUACGCGCACUGGCUCAUACACACCAGGUUUAUGCAUGUGGUUUGGAAUACAAAUUGUACACAUACUUCGUGGGCUCGUGUGGCUUUAUGUUUCUACUCACACUCAAUUCGGUUGUUGUUGCCGUUCUCGUCAGCUUUUCGAUCAGUUUAAGUCUGAGCAUCAAAUCGGUUGGCUUGCUAAAACGGAGUGCAAACACAAAAGUCGCAUCAUACAUUUGUUGUUGUUCUUUUUUUUUCUGCGGUUGUUUCUCUUAAUUCUGGUGUCGCAUUGCAUUUUUUUCUUUCGAUUUCUACUCGGAGAGUUGUUUAUCGUCUCGAUUGCUGUUUAGAAGUCGUAGUGCUAUCGUCCGAUGAAUCACUCUUACUUUUUUGCAUUCAACGAAUCGUUCUUGUUUUAUCAAUGUGUUGAGCACAUUGUUUGACGCUGUGUUGGGUUAUUAGUUCGGGCAGUUUUUUAAAAUCAUUGUUUUCGAUCAUACCGUACAUUUCCGUUGGAUAAUUGCAGUGUGGACACUACGAUCAUACAAUUUUUGUGUCGAUAUUUCCAAAAAAAAAAAAAAAAUUGUCGACGAUAAAAACAACCACACAUAUCGUGUUGACUGUCAAUCGUUCAAUGUGCAUUUUCAACGUGUCGAAAGUGAAAUCGCAGUUAUGCUUAUGAAUCAUAUUUAACGCGAUCGCGAGCAUUUUUCACAAACAAAACGAAUUGUGUGGCGCGUUUCUAUUCUUUUUUUUUCUUCUUCAUUGGAAUUUGCAAAAUCAACACGCACACACAUCAAUUGUUCAUUUGUUACAAAUUGUUGUGCAAACAAUAAAUAUUGAACGCGGCGAAAAAAAAAUUAAAGGUUAUUGAAACGGUCAUUUGUUACCAUACAUUGGACACUGUCGAUUUCGUUUAAACGUGUAAACAACGAUUCUGCCGAAGACGAAAUUUCGAUCGACGAUUUUCAAACCGACGAAGAAAUAAAGCAACUGCGUGUUUAAUAAAAGACCAAGCAUUAAAAUUUAUUAUCAGUUUCAUAAUUGAAUAAUCAUUCCAACGGAACACAGGAAUACAAUGGCACCGGAAAAAAAGUCCCCAACACUACAAGAUGACCAGAAAUUUACGUUGAUGAAGUUUCGAAGGACUGUAGCGGAUAUCACAAAACCUGAACACGAUGACUUUUACUUGAUAAGAUGGCUCAAUGCACGGAAUUGGGAUGCAAAUGCAGCUGAAAAAAUGCUUCGUGAAUCGAUGAAAUGGAGAGAGCGAUGGAAUGUGGAUAAUAUUUUGGAUUGGAAAACACCCCAACCAUUAGCCGACUACAGUCCGCAUGGAAUCAGUGGUUUCGAUAAAGAAGGAUCACCAAUAAUCGUGGUGCCAUUUGCUGGCAUGGAUAUGUGGGGAAUGCUGCAUACGGUGUCCCGAGCCGAUUUUAUUCGAUCAACUAUUAAAACGUUGGAAACGUAUAUGAAACUGGCGUUCGAACAAAGUGUCAAACACGGGCCGCAGGCAAGGCAGUUUGUCGUUCUAUUCGAUAUGGCCGGAUUUAAUGUGAAACAGUAUACAUGGAGGCCAGCUGCUGAAGUGGUCAUAUCCCUCAUCAAAAGCUACGAAGCAAACUAUCCGGAAAUCCUGAAAUGUUGCUACAUCAUCAACGUGCCUAAGGUAUUUGCCAUCGUGUUCAAUAUUGUGAAGCGCUUUUUGGACGAGUAUACGUUGGGUAAAAUUCUCAUUUUCAAGCAAGAUUCAAAAAAAUGGUUGCCAAAAAUGUUGGAACACGUCGAUCCAUCACAAAUACCCAAGUAUUUCGGUGGCACUCAAACUGAUGAGGACGGAGAUCCAAAGUGUAUGCAUAAGGUAAAUUGGGGUGGUAAGGUGCCGAAGGAACUCUAUAUAAUGCGCGAUGAAAAAGACAAUAACAAUGAGGAUUUCGUCGAUACGAUGAUAAAAAAAGGUUCGAAAAUCAAAUUGGAAUUUAAAUGUAAGGACGCUGGAUGUGCCCUCAAGUGGGAAUUCCGAACGUUCGAUCACGACAUCCGAUUCGGUAUCAAGAGGAUUAAUGAGCAAACGGGCGAAGAGAAUAUCGAAGUCGAUAUGAAACGUGUGGCCUCGCACCAGCUUGAUGAGGAAGGCUAUAUUGCGUGUCAACCGGAUUGGACCUAUGUGGUAGUUUUCGAUAAUUCCUAUAGUUACUUCAAAAACAAGCGAAUUCGAUACCAAGUAAUACUGUCGGAGCCGGUGAGCGUGGACGAGCUGGAAAAAGGAGCAGCAAAAUUGGAGUGCGAAUAAAAUAGCAACAAUAACAACAACAGCGGCAUCAGCAGUAGUAGCAGCAACAGCAAUACACCGCAUCAUACACUCUCUAGCUUACUCCUUUUUCUAUCUAUCUUCGUUUACGGCUGCAUCCAUAGUUAUUGUUUUUCUUUGUUUAGGCUUUUCGCGUUGAACUCAUCCAGUGUAUCCCCCGUUAAAUGCUGCAUUAGCAGAAACUUGGCAAGGAACUUGUGUAUUCCAUGUUUUUAUUUCUCCUAAUUAAGAAUAUUCGUUAAAGUUUUGCGUUUUGGUCUGUGCACGAAAUCUAGCGUGCAGCAAGGAUUUUCUUCAUAUAUUUUUUUUUUCAUUUAUUGAUAUACCAAAAAUCAACUGUGUUUUCUUAGCACUUUUCUUGUACCAUUUUUCCUUUUUUUUUGCUCUCCACCUAGAUUGUAAAAUGCUACAAAUGAUUAAAAAUUGCGGAUAAAUAUGAAUUUAAAUAAAAGUUUCGAAAAAAAGAGAAGAAAAAAAGAAGAAGAGUAAGGAA
Messenger RNA from Sitodiplosis mosellana (orange wheat blossom midge), 2874 nucleotides. Its product is annotated as SEC14-like protein 4. NCBI's taxonomy places the organism in Eukaryota, Metazoa, Arthropoda, Insecta, Diptera, Cecidomyiidae. Bases 1149 to 2363 code for a protein of 404 amino acids. Gene Ontology annotation, cellular component: cytoplasm. The record is from RefSeq and is a predicted model, not a curated record. The transcript is spliced from 10 exons.